AUGGACUACCGGGAGCUGAAUCAAUUUGUAUCCAGUCAUACUGCAGAUGGCGAUGUUUGCAGUACCAAACAUCGCAACUGGAGAAAGUUAGGAGAAAAUCUUGAGAUAAUCGAUUUUAAAAAAGCGUACCUGCAGAUUCGUGUCGACGAAGCAUUAUGGAAAUAUAAAGUUUUGGAAUAUGAAGGGCAGCGAUACUGUCUAACAAGAUUGGGUUUUGGUUUAAAUGUGGCGCCCAGAAUAAUGACAAAAAUCUUAAAAAAGGUUUUAUCCUUAGACAAAGUUGUCGAGUCUGGAACGGAUUUAUUUAUUGAUGACAUCAAUGUCAAUAAUAACAUAGUGUCAAGUUGUAGAGUUCAAGAACUCUUGAAAAAAUAUGGCUUGGAUUCUAAGCUGCCAGAAAAACUUGUCGGUGGGCGUGUGCUUGGAUUGCUAGUAUACAAACAAAACAACCAAGUGCUUUGGAAACGUGACAACAUACUCAAAGUUCCUGAAGGAAAAAUGACGCGUCGGGAAAUCUUUUUUUGGUGCGGACAGCUGACUGGACAUUUUCCAAUAGCAAAUUGGUUGCGCCCUUUGUGCAGCUAUCUAAAUAGGGUUUCGAGUAGUUGUGGAUGGGACACUUUGGUGAACGAUCGUGUUGUCAAAUUAGUGAAAAGUUUAAAUGAAAGACUUACAAAGGAAGGUCCCGUUCAUGGAUCAUGGAACGUAAAAAACACUUCUGAAGCAACAGUGUGGUGCGAUGCAAGCAGUUUAGCUAUUGGCAUAGUUCUAGAAGUGGCUGGGGAAAUAGUAGAAGACUGCUCGUGGCUGAGAAAACAAGACGAUGCGGCUCACAUUAAUCUCGCAGAGUUAGAAGCUGUGAUAAAAGGAAUUAAUCUAGCAACAAAAUGGGUAUUCGAAUGUAUUACCAUAAAGUGUGACUCGGCUACUGUUGUUGGCUGGUUGAAAUCCUUAAUAAUCGGUGACAAACCCAUUCGAGUAUACGGUCUUGGAGAACCACUUGUCUGUCGCCGGUUGGCGUUAAUUGAAGACCUUGUGAAGGAGUGCGGUAUACAAUUAAAACUUUUCCUGGUUAAGUCAGCAGAAAAUAAAGCCGAUGCUCUUACGAGGGUACCACAAAAUUCGCUGCAUUCAAACCAUUCUGCAAUGACAGCAAAUCUUGUACCGUUUGAUGUGAAGUCGUUUCAUAAUCUUCAUCACUUUUGA
This is a messenger RNA of Hydra vulgaris (swiftwater hydra), 1206 nucleotides long. RefSeq lists its product as uncharacterized. Gene Ontology annotation, molecular function: RNA-DNA hybrid ribonuclease activity; nucleic acid binding. The record is from RefSeq and is a predicted model, not a curated record. Lineage: Eukaryota; Metazoa; Cnidaria; Hydrozoa; Anthoathecata; Hydridae.